This is a messenger RNA of Gryllus bimaculatus (two-spotted cricket), 1153 nucleotides long. The record is from the annotation of a GenBank genome assembly. Lineage: Eukaryota; Metazoa; Arthropoda; Insecta; Orthoptera; Gryllidae.
AUGGAUUUUGUCAACGAGAAAAAAUAUAAGAAGAAGACUCGAAAGUUGAAGAGACUGAUUAAAGAUUUAGAAAAUGCUGCCUUGUGUGAUCAAAUAGCCAUCAUCCAGGAAAAGGAAUUGAUAGUUCGCGAAGAAAGAAAAUUUCUUCUUAGGAAAUACCAUAAUUUUCAAACUGCAUCUGCAGAUUCGAUACCUUAUCAGUUCCAGUCUCCAUGCACACAGCCAUAUUCACAAACUGUUUCCAUUCAUGGUCAGGAAACAACUGUGAAAAAAACCUUUGCCCGAAAGAAAAACAAUUUUGAUUCUCCAGAUGGUAAUAGAUCAUGUAAGAACAAAAGAAGUUAUGCUGUAGCAAAAGCAAAGAAACUAGUUCAACCUAUUCCUUUGGAUGUUGCUGGAAGACCUGUUUUCCCGAUAAUAUUGGGUGGUCCAACAGUACAUAGUUUGGGUGAGGUCGUAUCUGAUCGUCCAGGAUAUCAUACAGAAGACUAUAUUUUUCCUGUGGGAUUCUGCUCAACUCGUGUGUACGGAAGCUUGCGUGAUCCUGAGAAGAAAUGUGUGUAUACUUGCAAAGUCCUUGAUGGAGGGCAAUCUCCAAGCUUUGAAAUCGUUGCAGAUAAUGAUCUUGAUGCCCCCUUGGUUGCCAAGUCAGCGAGUGACUGCCAUUCAAUGCUUCUUCGACAUAUAAAUAAUGCUGUUGGGUAUGAUGUUGUUAACACCAAAGGACGAGGUCCUGAGUUCUUCGGUCUUUCUCAUCCUACAAUCCAGAAUUUAAUUCAGAGUUGCCCCGGAACAAGAAAAUGUUCAUUGUACAAGUGGAGUAAAUUUGAGGUCAGCCGUUCUGCCGAAUUACCUAUUGAAGAAAAUGAUGCGUCUUUGAAUUUUGAUGCUUUACAGAGAAGUAUUGCAUUCUACAAAUUAUAUAUGCAUAUGUUACAUGAAGAACAGCCUGUGGAGCCUGUCACAAGAGAGAACAAUCUAAGAGAUUUACUAAUGGCAUAAUAGAUGUAUUCAGCAGCAUUUGAGGACGUUGUUUAAAUAGUUAAAUGUAUUUUAUUACACUGAUAAAAACGUAAAAUAACUCGAUGUUUGUAUUUUAAAUCAAGGGUUUGGGGGAGUUACAAGAUAAGCCACACCAAGCCUCCCGCUAUUU